AUGAAAAGAAAGUGGAGCCCUUCUCUGGAAACUGGGUCCACACGCCAUGGCUCAUCGGGAAAUAAGUUCGAGGUGUUCUUGAGUUUUCGAGGACCAGAUACUCGCACUAAUUUCACGGAUUUCCUCUAUCAUACCCUGCUUGAUAAGGGUAUCAGUGUUUUCAUAGACAAUCAGGGGAUUGAUGUUGGUGAAGAGAUCGGUCCUGAGAUUUUCCAAGCCAUUGAUGACUCAAAAAUCUGCAUUCCUAUCUUCUCCAAAGAUUACGCCUCCAGCAGUUGGUGCCUACGCGAGCUGGAACACAUGAUGCAGCAUAGCAAAAUCAACAAACUGGAGGUUUUGCCCAUUUUCUAUGGUGUGGAACCGUCUGACGUGAAGCUUGAAACCGGAGUGUAUAAGGAUGCACUAACUUCGCAUAAAAAGGAACGUGGGGUUGAGAUUGUGCAGCGCUGGGAGGAGGCGCUCAAGGAAGUUACUAAAAUCAAGGGAUGGAACACCAAGAAUGAGGGCCACGGAAAACUUGCACGAUUGAUUGCUCAGAAAGUGUUGCUUAAGCUCAAGGAGCCUUAUGUGCAUGUAUCUGAUCAUUUAGUUGGAAUGGACGAAUCAGUGAAUGAAGUAGUACAUUUGCUGAAUGUCGAAUCUAAGGACGUAAGGCUCAUCGGAAUUUGGGGGAUGGGUGGAAUAGGCAAGUCAACUCUUGCCAAGGUUGUUUACCGCAAGCUAUCUGCUAACUUUGAGAGUCAGAGCUUCAUUUCAAAUAUCCGAGAAGCAUCAAAUGGUUCUGGUCUGUUAAAUGUGCAGAGGCAAUUAAUCUCUGAUAUCAUUGGUGACAUAGGAGUUGAAGUUCUGGGGUGA
Messenger RNA from Eucalyptus grandis, 855 nucleotides. Its product is annotated as toll/interleukin-1 receptor-like protein. Bases 1 to 855 code for a protein of 284 amino acids. Gene Ontology annotation, molecular function: ADP binding. Lineage: Eukaryota; Viridiplantae; Streptophyta; Magnoliopsida; Myrtales; Myrtaceae. Gene Ontology annotation, biological process: defense response; signal transduction. The transcript has 2 exons. The record is from RefSeq and is a predicted model, not a curated record.